AUGUCGACGGUGCAUGGGAACCUUUCCCAUGCCAUGAGAGAUAACUAUAAUGAACAUGGGGUAGAUGAGUAUUACCGGAAGGUAGCGGCAACGUAUCGUAACCCGUUCUUUCCUGGUAUAAAGAAGGUAAUAUGGACAUUUAUGAAUAGGUGGUGGGAGGCCGAGGGUCGUUCCCUGUUUGUAUCAGAAAUCAGACAAAAUGGUUUGAGGGUUCUCGAUAUGGCCGCUGGAAGUGGAGAGGCGACUCUGUGUCUACUGGAAUGGGCUCAAAAGGGAAAGAAUCCGGUGUCUUCGAAUAAUUUUACUCAACCUUCGUCGUCCAGUAACCCAGCGCUGUCCAAUCGCUCCACCGUGCCUGAUCCACUGGCGGCAUUGCGCGCAAUAUCUUCCGCUGGUGCAAGCGCAACAAGUAGACCUGCCUUCAUACCGCCAACUGUUAGACGGCCGGCAGUCGGGGGCAAGAAGGGAAAACAAGUGUUCGGAAGAAUGGAUCCACCCCAGCUGCCUGACCAUUUCGAACUCGAUAUUAUCGCUACCGAUCCUUAUACAUCACCCGCUUACACGGACCGCACAUCUAGUCCAUGUCAUCCUCUUUCUUUCAAUGAUCUUGCCAAUGGUCUAGUACCUCCCAAUCCCGGUGCAUCGUCACCGCCAAAUGCGGAACCAGUAUGGGAUAUGAUAAUAUGCUCUUUCGCUCUACAUCUUGUCACCUCGCCCUCCGAAUUGUUUGCAUUGCUUUUUGAGCUGAGCAAUAAGGCAAGAUGGUUAAUAGUUGUAGCUCCUCACAAGAAACCAGAGAUAAAGGAAACAUGGGGUUGGUCAAGAUACGAUAUCGCUUCAUGGACUGUAGCAGGAGAGUCUAAAUUGUAUGGAGGAGGCGGAAAAGGAUAUACAGAUGAAGAUAACGAAGAAGAGACUGAACUAGAGAUUAUCCGAGACAAGGUAAAGUUGAGGUUGUAUAGAAGUAACGCAUUUUAG
This is a messenger RNA of Kwoniella shivajii, 978 nucleotides long. RefSeq lists its product as uncharacterized. The transcript is spliced from 7 exons. The record is from RefSeq and is a predicted model, not a curated record. Lineage: Eukaryota; Fungi; Basidiomycota; Tremellomycetes; Tremellales; Cryptococcaceae. Bases 1 to 978 code for a protein of 325 amino acids.